AUGGGGCGGCGGGCCCCUGCGCUGAGACUGAUGCAGGCGCUGGCCAUUCUGGUGCUGAAGCUGUCACCGCUACAGCCCCGAGAGCUGCCAGGGUCGCGCUGCCCCGAGCCCUGCGACUGCGUCCCGGACGGCGCCCUGCGCUGCCCCGGCCCUCGCGACGGCCUCUCCCGACUAUCGCUCACCUAUCUCCCUGUCAAAGUGAUCCCAUCUCAGGCUUUCAAGGGACUUAAUGAGGUCAUAAAAAUUGAAAUCUCUCAGAGUGAUUCCCUGGAAAGGAUAGAAGCUAAUGCCUUUGACACCCUCCUCAAUUUGUCUGAAAUACUGAUCCAGAACACCAAAAACCUGGUAUACAUUGAACCUGGUGCUUUCACAAAUCUCCCUCGGUUAAAAUACCUGAGCAUCUGUAACACAGGCAUCCGAACCCUUCCAGAUGUUACGAAGAUCUCCUCCACUGAAUUUAAUGUCAUUCUGGAAAUCUGUGAUAACUUACAUAUAACCACCAUACCAGGGAAUGCUUUCCAAGGGAUGAGUAACGAGUCCAUCACACUCAAACUGUAUGGAAAUGGAUUUGAAGAAGUACAAAGCCAUGCAUUCAAUGGGACGACGUUAAUCUCGCUGGAGCUAAAAGAAAACAUCUACCUGGAGAAGAUGCACAGUAGAGCCUUCCAGGGCGCCACAGGACCCAGCAUCCUGGAUAUUUCUUCCACCAAACUGCAGGCCCUGCCGAGCCACGGGCUGGAGUCCAUCCAGACCCUCAUCGCUACCUCAUCCUACUCACUGAGAACGCUGCCCUCCAGAGAAAAAUUCACCAGCCUCCUGGUGGCCACUCUGACUUAUCCCAGCCACUGCUGCGCCUUCAGGAAUCUGCCAAAGAAAGAACAGAAUUUUUCAUUUUCCAUUUUUGAAAACUUUUCCAAACAAUGUGAAAGCACAGGAAAGAAACCAAAUAAUGAAACGCUUUAUUCUGCCAUUUUUGAGGAGAGCGAACUGAGUGGCUGGGACUACGAUUACGGCUUCUGCACACCCAAGACACUCCAAUGUGUUCCAGAACCAGAUGCUUUUAAUCCCUGUGAAGAUAUCAUGGGCUACGCCUUCCUGAGGGUCCUGAUUUGGCUGAUUAAUAUCCUAGCCAUCGUUGGCAACCUGACCGUCCUCUUCGUCCUCCUGACAAGCCGUUAUAAACUGACAGUGCCCCGUUUCCUCAUGUGCAAUCUCUCCUUCGCAGACUUUUGCAUGGGGCUCUAUCUGCUGCUCAUUGCCUCCGUGGACUCCCAGACCAAAGGCCAGUACUACAACCACGCCAUAGAAUGGCAGACCGGGAGCGGCUGCGGCGCCGCUGGCUUCUUCACGGUGUUCGCGAGCGAACUUUCUGUCUACACCCUCACAGUCAUCACUCUAGAACGGUGGCACACCAUCACCUACGCUGUCCAGCUGGACCAGAAGCUGCGACUGCGGCAUGCCAUCCCAAUUAUGCUGGGAGGGUGGCUCUUUUCUACGCUGAUUGCCGCGCUGCCCCUUGUGGGUGUCAGCAACUACAGGAAGGUCAGCAUCUGCCUCCCCAUGGAUGUGGAAUCGACUCUCUCACAAGUCUACAUAUUAUCCAUCUUGAUCCUCAAUGUGGUGGCCUUCAUCAUCAUCUGUGCUUGCUACAUCAGGAUUUACUUUGCAGUUCAAAAUCCGGAGCUGGUGGCUACUAACAAGGAUACGAAGAUUGCCAAGAAGAUGGCCAUCCUCAUCUUCACUGACUUCAUGUGCAUGGCGCCGAUCUCUUUUUUUGCCAUCUCCGCUGCCUUCAAAGUGCCCCUUAUCACUGUCACCAACUCGAAAGUUCUACUGGUCCUUUUUUAUCCUGUCAACUCUUGUGCCAAUCCAUUUCUGUACGCGAUUUUCACGAAGGCAUUUCAAAGAGACUUCUUUCUGCUGCUGAGCAAGUUUGGCUGCUGUAAACACCGGGCUGAACUUUACAGAAGGAAGGAAUUUUCUGCAUAUACCUCCAACUGCAAAAACAGCUUCCCAGGACCUAGAAAGCCUUCCCAAGCUGCCCUGAGGUUGUCCACAGUGCACUGUCAACAUUCUGCUGUCCUAGACAAGACUUGCCACCAAGAAUGCUGAUUUAGUAACUGCACUAUUGAAUUGUACUUAAAUAUGUAAAAGAAAAAAGUCUACCUGAAUUAGUCAUUUUAAGAUAAUGCAUCUUAGAAAAAUAUUUAUUCUUAGGCACUUUAGGAGAAAUGCAUUUGGUUCAGAGGGUGGCCCAUGACCAGUGGUGAUUGGAACUGGGCAGUCAGAACUGCCCUCUGAAACGACAUAAAUUUCAGGAGUGUUUAGAAACUUUUGUAAUAAUUUAGACAGUAAUUUUGUGUGUUGAAUCAAAUAUAAGGAAAACCUAAGGUGUCGUUUUUGCACGUCUUUGGUCUUUUUCACUUCAAUCUUGUAAUUUUUGUUGUAAUCUCCAAAGUAUUAGUUCAUAACAGACUGGAAAUGUUAAGUGGUCCUUGCCCUCAAAUAGUCUGAUAAACACUUUCGGAGACGUACUGGGCAGUGCAGUAGCCAUGAGCCUUACACGGUAAAUAAAAGUUUCUUAGCUACGUUC
Messenger RNA from Peromyscus leucopus (white-footed mouse), 2593 nucleotides. RefSeq names its product luteinizing hormone/choriogonadotropin receptor (gene Lhcgr). The coding region runs from base 1 to 2112 and encodes 703 amino acids. The transcript has 11 exons. Gene Ontology annotation, cellular component: membrane. Gene Ontology annotation, biological process: ovarian follicle development; ovulation cycle process; male gonad development. The record is from RefSeq and is a predicted model, not a curated record. Gene Ontology annotation, molecular function: luteinizing hormone receptor activity. Lineage: Eukaryota; Metazoa; Chordata; Mammalia; Rodentia; Cricetidae.